Molecule: messenger RNA, 1080 nt
Organism: Benincasa hispida (wax gourd)
Lineage: Eukaryota; Viridiplantae; Streptophyta; Magnoliopsida; Cucurbitales; Cucurbitaceae
Gene: RSL4
Product: root hair defective 6-like 4
Biological process (GO): regulation of transcription by RNA polymerase II
Cellular component (GO): nucleus
Molecular function (GO): DNA-binding transcription factor activity, RNA polymerase II-specific; protein dimerization activity; RNA polymerase II cis-regulatory region sequence-specific DNA binding
Source: RefSeq, a predicted model, not a curated record
AUGGAUUCUUUUGGUGGCUUUAGUGGGGAAGGGGAAUGGGAUCUGUGCAGCUCAAUUUUAUCAUUGGAAGACUUUGAUUUUACGCCAAUUUAUAAUGUUAUUCCUCAGCCCGAUGCAGCUUGGUUUUAUUCUAAUUUGCCUUCUUGUCAUGUUGGUAAUGAUAUCGAUCAAUUUCCUUGUAAUAUUAUUGCUGCUGAUCAUCAUCAUCUUCAUCAUUAUGAUCAAGAGAAUAAGAUCAUGGACUCCAUUUUCUCGGCCUCUACUACUGAGAUCUUGAUGCAAGAAAUCACUGGCUUUUCUAGUGAAGAUAAAUUUGUUAACAUGGAUGUUCAAACCCGCCUAGGGGAUGAUGAUGAUGAUGAUAAUAAUGCUACAAAUUCUGCCAAUGCAUUAUUCCAACACAAAAGGAAAUCCAUUGUCGUCGCUGAUGAUCACGAUCACAACAAGCUCAUCAACCCCAAUAAAAAAAGUCGUACUUCGAACAAUGUGCAGAAGAGUAGGAAAAGUAGAGAGUUGAGUGAUAAUACUAAGAGCAAUGGCAUAAAAGUGAGCCCUACACGGCGGCGCAAAUGUGAAGAAAAAGAGGAAAACGGAGCUGGGUCGUGUGAUAUGAACAGUUGCAGCAGCGAUGACUCAUCAGAAGAUGACAAUGCUUCACAACAUACAAAUGCCGAACCACCAAAACCCAAAACAAGAGCCAUCAGAGGCUCAGCUACUGAUCCACAGAGCCUUUACGCAAGGAAGAGAAGAGAGAGAAUCAAUGAGCGGCUUAGAAUUCUGCAGAAACUUGUCCCUAAUGGAACAAAGGUUGACAUUAGCACAAUGCUUGAGGAAGCAGUUCAUUACGUAAAAUUUCUGCAGCUUCAAAUAAAGCUUUUGAGCUCUGAUGAGUUGUGGAUGUAUGCUCCAAUUGCUUACAAUGGGAUGGAUAUUGGUCUGCAGCAGAAGCUUUCUUCAAUUUUAUGACCAAAUUAAUCAAAAUUAAAUUAAAAUGACCCUUUUGUAAUUUUUCAUAUCCGGCUUUCCACCUUAGUAAAUGCAAAAUUCGCAUACUAAAAAUGGAACGAGAUUAAACAAAUU